Molecule: messenger RNA, 2345 nt
Organism: Zychaea mexicana
Lineage: Eukaryota; Fungi; Mucoromycota; Mucoromycetes; Mucorales; Lichtheimiaceae
Product: ABC transporter transmembrane region 2-domain-containing protein
Exons: 10
Coding region: 124-2250 (708 amino acids)
Biological process (GO): long-chain fatty acid import into peroxisome; very long-chain fatty acid catabolic process; peroxisome organization
Cellular component (GO): peroxisomal membrane
Molecular function (GO): ATP binding; long-chain fatty acid transmembrane transporter activity; ATP hydrolysis activity
Source: RefSeq, a predicted model, not a curated record
UCUUUUUUUUCCUUUCUUUUUAUUCGUUCAACCUUUCUCCACACACGCACACUUGUUCUUCUCUCUUUCUCUCCCCCUUUCUUAUCUCUUUCUUUUAUAUAUCUCCACCCCUUACAUUGUGCGAUGCCAAACGUCUUGUCCACUUUGGCGGGGUCGCAAUGGGGUCCUAUGCUGAAACAAUGGGCACGGACGUACAUGACCCACAGAGAUUCCGUGCGGCGGGGCCUUGUUCUUUUAUUCCUUGUGCGUACAUUUUUGACUGUCAGACAAGUCGUGCGACGGUUCCAGCGAGAACAAAAGCGACCAAGCAAACCAAAGCUUACGACUACAGAAGACAAGCCAGCCAGAAAGCGCAAAGUUGAGGUGGAUAUGACGUUUCUCAAACAAAUCCAACGGCUACUAUCUAUCGUCAUGCCAGGGCUUCGAUCCAAAGAAUUCUUCAUGCUGGUCAUUCAUUCAGGUUUUCUAGUCUUCCGAACAAUCUUGUCGGUCUACAUCGCCUCUUUGGACGGUCGUAUCGUAAGCGCUCUUGUCCGUGGCAAGAUGCGGGAGUUUGCGAUGGGCAUUGGCUGGUGGAUGUUGGUGGCUGUACCAGCGACAUAUACCAAUAGCAUGUUAUCGUACAUGCAAAGCAAACUCUCGUUGGCUUUCCGCACACGGUUGACGCACUUCAUCCACAAGCAAUACAUGAGCGACAUGACCUUCUACGCCGCAGGCAACCUCGACGAUCGUAUCAAGAAUGCCGAUCAAUGCAUCACUGUCGACACAACCAAAUUCAGCAACUCACUAGCAGAACUCUACUCCAACCUGGCCAAACCCAUCCUUGACGUCUUUAUUUACAACUACCAAUUGACACGUGGUGUCGGUUUCGAAGGUGUCUUAAUAGGCACGAUCAUCAUCAACCUGUCCUCAGGUACCAUGCGUCGCUACACCCCCUCAUUUGGCAAGAUGGUGGCAGAAGAACAACGAUUGGAAGGCGAGUUCCGAUUCGGCCAUUCACGGCUGAUUGAAAAUGCCGAAGAAAUCGCCCUGUAUGAAGGCCAAAAGGUGGAAAAGAGCGCAUUGGACCGAUCCUACUAUGCCUUGAUCAAACACGUCAACCGCGUCUUCAGACUGCGCGUACCUCACGGCAUGCUUGAAGACUUUGUCAUUAAAUACUUUUGGGGCGCAUGCGGUCUCGUCUUGUGCUCUGUGCCUGUCUUUUUUAAAGUCCCCGGCUUGUCCAGUACCGAUAUUGGCGGCCGUACCGAAGGCUUUGUGACCAACCGUCGGUUGUUGAUGAGCUCAUCCGAUGCGGUCGGUCGUAUUAUGUAUGCUUACAAGGAAGUGACAGAAUUGGCUGGAUACACAAGCCGUGUGACAGACUUGCUCGAUGUGUUUGAAGACGUCAAGGCCGGUCGCUACCAGAAGCGACUGGUGUCGUCUGCAUCCACCGAAAACAAUGCAAAGCAAUUGGAGGGUCGUGGCAAGAUUGAGCAGAGCGAGAACAUUGAAUUCAUUGAUGUGCCUAUCAUCAGUCCCAACGGUGAUGUUCUUGUCCCUCAGCUUAGUUUCCACGUCAAGCCUGGUAUGCACUUGUUGAUCGUUGGACCUAAUGGAUGUGGCAAAUCGUCCUUGUUCCGUAUUCUGGGAGGUCUGUGGCCUGUCUAUGGCGGUACCCUGCACAAACCCCACCAUCGCGAUAUCUUUUAUAUUCCCCAGCGACCCUACCUCUCUCUGGGUACUUUGAGAGACCAGAUUCUCUACCCGGAUACCAUUGAAGACAUGAAGCGUCGAAAUGUAACCGAUAAUGAUCUGCUUGAGAUCCUCAAGGUGGUUCAAAUUCAACACAUUGUCGAACGUGAAGGUGGAUGGGAUACUGAGAAAGAAUGGGCUAUUGCGUUGUCCGGUGGUGAUAAACAACGUAUCGCCAUGGCACGAUUAUUCUACCAUUCCCCUCGUUACGCUAUUUUGGAUGAGUGCACAAGCGCUGUGAGCAUGGAUAUUGAAAAGAUCAUGUACACACACGCAACAGCACUUGGCAUUUCCUUGUUGACUGUGUCGCAUCGUCCAUCCCUGUGGCAAUACCACAACUUUAUCUUACAAUAUGACGGCCAAGGUGGCUAUGUAUUUACUAAACUAGACGCCCAAAAGCGUUUGGCACUUCAAGAAGAAAAGAACGCUAUCGAACAAAAGUUGAUAGAAGUACCCAAGAUGCAAAGCCGAUUACAAGAGCUACGAGAAAUGAAGGCUGCUGCUACCAAUGCUUAAACACUUCCAAUAUAGCAAUGACAAUACAUAUUUUAAUAUUAAUAAAGACAUAUAUCCAGGGCCCCCUUUUGCUUGCUUUUUACAUCAAUAUCGCG